This is a messenger RNA of Ophidiomyces ophidiicola, 597 nucleotides long. RefSeq lists its product as uncharacterized. The record is from RefSeq and is a predicted model, not a curated record. The transcript has 2 exons. NCBI's taxonomy places the organism in Eukaryota, Fungi, Ascomycota, Eurotiomycetes, Onygenales, Onygenaceae. The coding region runs from base 1 to 597 and encodes 198 amino acids.
AUGGGGUACAUGAGCAAGCCGAUGAUUCCGCAUUACUACAAGGCUCUCAUAGAAUCUAGAACGGAGAAGAACUCGUCCUUUCUCUGGUGGAGCAUCUUGACGUACUACUUUGAGCUUCAUAAUGGCUACGGCCAGAAGAUGAGCUUUAAGUACUGCGACGGUGAAUGGCAACCCUAUGUUGUCGUUAGUCGCCUUGAAUCCGGAGCAUUUAGCCCGGUCAUCCUCCUAGACUUCGAAAGGGAGAACCGUUUUGGAUUUGUCCCCCCAGUGGACGACCCGUGGAGAGAGGUGAAGGCGCGUCUCGAGGACUGCCUCGAUGACAUGCGUAUCGAGCGUGGAGACCAGACCACUCUCUACGCCAUUGGGACUGUCGGGUCUCACUCCCGUUUCUACUGCCUCAAGCCGAACGCCAAUAAACUGUCUAGCUACCCGGGGCUCGAGGAAAAGACAUUCGAAAUCAAAGAGGACGAGGAGCAAAUCGAACGGAUCGUGCUCCAGUUGAUUCGGGACAGCUCUCGCGAGGUCACUCUUUUCGGGAUCGCUGGCAACAAAAUCGCUCGACUCAUCGGGUCGAUGCGAUGCCAUCGCGAGGGCUAG